Messenger RNA from Helianthus annuus (common sunflower), 1312 nucleotides. Its product is annotated as mitochondrial carnitine/acylcarnitine carrier-like protein. The record is from RefSeq and is a predicted model, not a curated record. NCBI's taxonomy places the organism in Eukaryota, Viridiplantae, Streptophyta, Magnoliopsida, Asterales, Asteraceae. Gene Ontology annotation, molecular function: L-ornithine transmembrane transporter activity. Gene Ontology annotation, biological process: mitochondrial L-ornithine transmembrane transport. The transcript is spliced from 4 exons. The coding region runs from base 263 to 1153 and encodes 296 amino acids.
GGAUGAUGAAUUCAAUAUCAGGUCACAAAUUCUCAGAUUCAUCUCGUAUAUUAGGGCCCAUUUCCGAAUUCAUUCGAUUCAGAUUUGCCCAUUUCUGAAUUGAUCUCAAAAUCUCUGAUUUCCGAUUUCAAACCCUUUAAUUAUCGAUUUUGAACAAACCCUUUUGACCCAUUUUGUUUUUAUUAAUGAUUGGAUUCUUUGAGGGUUUGCAAUAAGUGUUCGCUUGCUGUUCUCUGUUGGAUUCGUUUGAUAUUCUGCGGAGAUGGCAGAAGUAGCAAAGGACUUAACUGCAGGAACAAUAGGAGGGGCCGCACAGUUGAUCGUCGGACACCCUUUCGACACUAUCAAAGUCAAACUCCAAAGUCAACCGACCCCACCACCAGGUCAACUCCCUAGAUAUUCUGGCGCAAUAGAUGCGGUUAAACAAACGCUAGCAGCUGAAGGUCCACGGGGUCUAUACAAAGGCAUGGGGGCCCCACUUGCCACUGUGGCAGCCUUGAACGCUGUUCUGUUCACAGUUAGGGGUCAAAUGGAAGCGCUUUUGCGGUCUGAACCUGGUGCACCCCUCACAGUGAACCAGCAGGUGGUUGCUGGAGCCGGUGCUGGAUUUGCUGUCGCCAUUUUGGCCACCCCAACUGAGUUAAUCAAGUGCAGAUUGCAGGCCCAAAGUGCACUAGCCGAUGGAGCAGUAACCGCCGCAGUGAAGUACAGCGGUCCAUUAGACGUCGCUAAGCAAGUCUUGCGGUCAGAAGGAGGUGCGAGAGGUCUGUUCAAGGGACUAAUUCCCACAAUGGCCCGUGAAGUCCCGGGAAAUGCAGCCAUGUUCGGUGUCUACGAAGCCCUGAAACAGCAUUUUGCUGGUGGGACCGACACAUCAGGUCUAGACCGUGGUUCAUUGAUCAUAGCUGGAGGUUUAGCUGGAGGUGCGUUUUGGGCUUCAGUUUACCCUACGGAUGUUAUCAAGAGUGUGAUCCAGAUUGAUGAUUAUAAGAACCCGAAAUAUUCGGGUUCGAUCGAUGCUUUUAAAAAGAUUGUUAAGACUGAGGGAUUUGGCGGUUUAUACAAAGGUUUUGGACCCGCAAUGGGAAGAAGUGUCCCGGCUAAUGCUGCUUGCUUUUUAGCGUAUGAAGCUGUGAGGUCGAGUCUAGGUUGAUCUUAAAGGGUGAUUUUUCUACGCGUUUUCUUUGCGUUUUAGAAACAAAGAUUGUUAUGAUAGUUUGAUUUCGAGUUGCUUCGUUUGCUUCGAGCUCGGCCUAGAACAUUUUAUUUAACAAAAUGAUUUUGAAAUAAUAGGUGAUUUAUGUUACUUGAA